Messenger RNA from Lates calcarifer (barramundi perch), 2667 nucleotides. RefSeq names its product protocadherin beta-16-like. Gene Ontology annotation, molecular function: calcium ion binding. NCBI's taxonomy places the organism in Eukaryota, Metazoa, Chordata, Actinopteri, Centropomidae. Gene Ontology annotation, biological process: homophilic cell-cell adhesion. The coding region runs from base 127 to 2661 and encodes 844 amino acids. The record is from RefSeq and is a predicted model, not a curated record. Gene Ontology annotation, cellular component: plasma membrane. The transcript has a single exon.
ACUGGUUCGUCUCUGAGUGCAAUGUAAUGUUUUUGUUCAUUGUAAGAAUUCGCGGUUGCAAUUUAGAUAUAUUUUCAGCUAUUUAGUAAUAGUUUUAAUGUGAGUGGGCUCUUUCUCGCAGUAACAAUGGGAUACAGCAGAUUUGCGCUGCACUGCGGCCUGGCUUUCAUUUUUCUUGCCAUCCACCCCGUCUAUGGAGACGUGAGCUACUCUAUUCCGGAAGAGAUGAAACGUGGAUCUGUAAUCGGAAAUAUUGCAAAGGAUCUUGGACUUGAUUUGGGCAGACUGUCCGCCCGCAAAGCCCGUAUCGAUACCGAGGAUAACAGUGUUAAGUACUGCGGUGUGAAUCUCAACACCGGAGACUUGAUUGUACAAGAAAGGAUUGACAGAGAAGGGCUUUGUGCGAAAAAAGCAUCGUGCGUUCUAAAACAGGAACUCGUUCUGGAAAAUCCAUUAGAGCUGCACCGUAUUAGUAUCCGUGUUCAGGAUAUUAAUGAUAAUUCACCACAGUUUAAGGAGGAUUCACUGAAAUUUGAAAUUCGUGAAAUGGCAGCAAAGGGUGCGCGUUUUCUCCUGGAUGAGGCGCACGAUGGAGACAUCGGAGAAAAUGCUGUCCAGGGCUACUCACUUCAGCAGAAUGAUCACUUCAAACUUAAUGUUAAGUCAAAAGGUACGGGCAGAAAAUAUGGUGAAUUGGUUUUAGACAAAGAAUUAGACAGAGAGGAAAAUAAAGAGAUUAUGUUAUUACUUACCGCAUUUGACGGUGGCUCUCCUCAGAGGUCAGGUACUGUAGUCAUACACGUCACUGUGCUGGAUGCUAAUGAUAAUGCACCAGAGUUUAGCCAGGCCAUUUACAAAGCCAGUCUGCCUGAAAACUCUCUUCUGGAUACAUUGGUGAUCACAGUGAGUGCAGCUGAUGCAGACGAUGGAGUGAACGGUGAAGUUACUUAUGGAUUUGACGAUGUUUCAGAUGAAAACCAAGUUUUCUCUCUAAACCCUAAAACCGGAGACGUUAAAGUGGCUGGGGCUAUUGAUUAUGAAAAAGAAUCUUCAUAUGAAAUGCAGAUCAGCGCUAAAGAUGGCCUGGGAUUGGCGUCAUAUGCAACUUUAAUAAUUGAAAUUACUGACAUAAAUGAUAACGCUCCUGUUAUUUACCUGAAAUCACUGACUAACGCUAUACCUGAGAACGUGUCACCUGGUACAGAGGUGGGCAUUAUUAACGUGCAGGACAGAGACUCUGAGAAUAACAGACAGGUCCGCUGCUCCAUUCAGCAAAAUGUCCCUUUUAAGUUAGUUCCCUCAAUUAAAAACUAUUAUUCUCUGGUGACCACAGGACAACUGGACCGCGAACUAGUGUCUGAUUACAACAUUACAAUCACAGCCACUGACGAGGGCUCUCCACCUCUGUCCUCCUCCAAAACUGUUCAGUUAUCUGUAGCUGACAUCAACGACAACCCACCUGUGUUUGAGGAACAGUCCUACAGCGCAUAUGUGACAGAAAAUAACAAACCUGGCUCCACUCUAUGUUCCGUUAGUGCUCGAGAUCCUGACUGGAGACAAAACGGUACAGUGAUUUAUUCUCUGUUACCUGGUGAAGUGAACGGUGCUCCGGUGUCCUCCUAUCUGUCUGUUAACGGAGACACGGGGGUGAUCCACGCUGUGAGGUCGUUUGAUUAUGAACAGUUCAGGAGCUUUAAAGUCCACGUGAUGGCCAGAGACAACGGUUCUCCUCCUCUGAGCAGCAACGUGACCGUCAGUGUCUUUAUAUCGGAUGUGAACGACAAUUCUCCUCAGAUACUGUACCCCGGCCAGGAGGGCAACUCGUUCAUGACCGAGCUGGUCCCCAAAGCUGCACACGGAGGCUCUCUGGUAUCCAAAGUGAUAGCGGUGGACGCGGACUCCGGACAGAACGCCUGGCUGUCCUAUCAUAUAGUCAAAUCGACUGAUCCGGGACUUUUCACUAUUGGUCUCCACAGCGGAGAGAUCAGGACACAGCGGGACAUUUCUGAAUCUGACAGCAUGAAACAGAACCUUAUUGUGUCAGUGAAAGAUAACGGACAGCCCUCUCUCUCUGCCACCUGUUCCAUGCAUUUACUUAUUUCUGAUAACUUGGCUGAGGUGCCAGAGCUGAAGGAUAUUUCUUAUGAUGAGAAGAAUUCAAAACUGACCUCUUAUCUGAUCAUCGCGCUGGUUUCUGUGUCUACAUUUUUUCUGACUUUCAUUAUCAUCAUUCUGGGUGUGAGGUUUUGUCGCAGGAGAAAGCCCAGACUGUUGUUUGACGGAGCAGUCGCCAUCCCCAGCGCUUAUCUCCCUCCUAAUUACGCAGAUGUUGACGGCACAGGAACUUUACGCAGCACUUACAAUUAUGACGCCUACCUGACAACAGGUUCUAGAACCAGUGACUUUAAGUUUGUGACAUCAUACAAUGACAACACACUGCCUGCAGACCAGACUCUGAGGAAAAGUCCAUCAGACUUUGCUGAGGCCUUUGGAGAUUGUGAUGGUUCUCCUGAGGUAGGGACAGGUGUCACGUAUAGUUUGACCUAUUUUUAUCUGCAUUUGAAUGGUUCAGCCAAUACCCUUAGAGAAAUGUGUCUUUGCCCUUUUCUUGUUUAUGCUUGUGGAGACCACGGUUUUAAUAGUAACACACGUUUGCGAUGAAUUUUC